AUGCUCAGUACACCAGCAUCGCCAUGCGGGACCCCAAAACACGGCACGACGGAUAUGCCGCGGGCGAUCCUCCCAGCAAAUCGCACAUCUUUGUACAACAGGGGAGAUCUUACGGUCAAACACGAUAAUGGAGGGCCCAAGAGGGGGAGGCUCGUGAUAUUCGCCAACGACGCACAGGGCCCUACUAGUCGGACGAAUAAGCGGCGCAGAAGCAUGGCCACGCGACGCAUUUCUCAGCAACUGGCCAGUACAGGGCAGUAUGCGGCAGGAGAUGGUCAUUCCAAAGCCUGCCAAUCAUACCCCGAUACAUGGCCUUCUCCUGUGACCAGCGACACCUCCGAUUGUCCCAUCACAUUCCCCCGCUCGCCCGCUCGUCACGGCGCCGCUGCGCGCAGGCAAAAAGUGUGGGUGAAGCUCCUUCAGCUCCGGGUCCCGUGCCAAGAACGUGCAGGAAGGGUGGUGUCGUGGAGGGUGGCUGAUGUCGUCACUCUCGGUGCAUUUCGGCGGCGAGGACAAGCGUGGUGGGCUCCUGGCGCCGGUGCUGGUUUGCAGAGCUACGAUGGAUGGGACGGAAACAUGAUGACGGGGGACACGAGAAAGAGACUCUCCCUCGUGUCCACGGGAGCUGCGGGAGCCGAUGGGACACAAGCUUGUGAGGGAGCGUCGAAAGAGGACCCCGGGUACGGGCUGCUGGGACGAUGUCGAAAGCGUCUGGCAUGUCACAGGUUCUUCUAG
This is a messenger RNA of Verticillium dahliae VdLs.17, 735 nucleotides long. RefSeq lists its product as uncharacterized. The transcript has 4 exons. NCBI's taxonomy places the organism in Eukaryota, Fungi, Ascomycota, Sordariomycetes, Glomerellales, Plectosphaerellaceae. The record is from RefSeq and is a predicted model, not a curated record. Bases 1 to 735 code for a protein of 244 amino acids.